Cokeromyces recurvatus is the source of this 1018-nucleotide messenger RNA. RefSeq names its product eukaryotic porin/Tom40. Bases 49 to 900 code for a protein of 283 amino acids. The record is from RefSeq and is a predicted model, not a curated record. Gene Ontology annotation, biological process: monoatomic anion transmembrane transport. Gene Ontology annotation, molecular function: voltage-gated monoatomic anion channel activity. Gene Ontology annotation, cellular component: mitochondrial outer membrane. The transcript has 8 exons. Lineage: Eukaryota; Fungi; Mucoromycota; Mucoromycetes; Mucorales; Mucoraceae.
UUUUUUUUUUUCUUUUUUUAUUUUUAUUAAUACAAAUUAUAUAAAAAGAUGUCUGUACCUGUUGCUUUCAAUGAUAUUGGUAAACCCGCCAAGGACCUUUUAACAAAGGACUUCCCUGUAGGUGGUGUUAAGCUUGAAGUUAAGACCACUGCCCCCAAUGGAGUUACAUUCAAAGUGAAUGGUCAACGUGAUAAUAAGUCUGGUAUCAUUGUUGGUGAUAUCGAGACUAAGUAUGCUGACAAGAAGAGUGGUCUUACCUUUACCGAAGCUUGGACCACUUCUAAUCACCUUAACGGAAAGGUUGAACUUGAAAACAACCUUGCCAAGGGCCUCAAGCUUGAACUUUUAACUUCUCUUCUUCCUUCUGUUAAUGAAAAGGCUGCUAAAAUCAACGCUACUUAUAAGAAGCCCAACUUCCACACUGUUGCUACUCUUGAUGUAUUCAAGACUAAUUUCAAUAUCAACACUGUUUUUGGUCAACAAGGUUUCCUUACUGGUGCUGAAGUUGCUUACAAUGUUUUAGAUGGCAAGAUUGGACGCUAUAACUUUGCUGUCGGCUAUACUGCUGUCGAAUAUGGUGUUGCUGUUAAUGCCACUAAUAAUUUAUCCAACUACUCUGCCUCUUACUAUCAUCGUGUCAACAGUGACCUUGAAGCUUCUGGUAAGGCUUCUUGGGAUGCUAAGGGUUCUAAUGCUGUUGCACUUGAAGUGGGUGCCAAGCUUCAAUUAGACAGCUCUGCUUUCGUUAAAGCCAAGAUCUCUAAUUCUGGUGUCCUCGGUCUUGCUUAUACUCAAUCUCUUCGUCCUGGUGUUAAAGUUAAUCUUGGUGCUUCAGUUGAUACCACUCGUUUCAAUGAAAACGCUCACAAGCUCGGUAUUGCCUUCACUUUGGAAAACUAAAUUAUUUAUAAUCAUGUAAAAAAAAAAAGAGAGAAACGACGGACUUACAGAAAUUUAUUUCUCUUUUGUAUAAACAGUUAUUAUAUAAUAAAAAUAAUAUAAUAUAUUUUUUGCCUAU